AUGCUGAUCAAGCUGAGCAAGCCCGCCACCCUCAACACCUACGUGCAGCCUGUUGCUCUGCCCACCAGCUGGGCCCCCGCUGGCACCAAGUGUGUCGUCUCUGGAUGGGGAAACACCAUGAGCUCCAGUGAGUACAGCACCAACGUCAAUACUUUCAUGUAUUUUGGGGCUAUGUUAUAAAAUAUACUUGGUCUAGUAACCAUUGCCAGUGUUCAGAUGUAAAUUAUACAUAAUUGACAUGUUCUGCCUUUCACUCCCCCUUCUUUCUUUCUAUCCAUUCUUUCAUUUCUCAUCCAUCCUUACAGCCGCCGAUAGCGACAAGCUGCAGUGCCUGAACCUCCCCAUCCUGUCUUUCAACGACUGUGACAACUCCUACCCUGGUCAGAUCACUAAUGCCAUGUUCUGCGCUGGAUUCCUGGAGGGAGGCAAGGACUCUUGCCAGGUACUGAACAGCACUGACCUGUAGAGGCAAGUCCUGCUCUACUACUGCCUCUGACCAGCUUAUCAAAACUAUUAGGACCAAAAAUACAGUACAGAGAAACAGUGAAGUAAAUCUCUCAUUCUCUCUCUCUCAGGGUGACUCCGGUGGCCCCGUGGUGUGCAACGGUGAGCUGCAGGGUGUUGUGUCCUGGGGAUAUGGGUGUGCUGAGCCCGGUAACCCCGGUGUCUACGCCAAGGUAAGAAUAUAGGCUUCUGCUGCUAUGUUUGUGGGUUAAAGCAUCAUGUAAUUUCAAAUAAAUACUAUAAUGGGUUUGUGUGACAGCAUUCCUUUAUUAGACCACUGGUUCAUCCCUGUCACAACUACAUGUUUCUAACUUCAAUAAUACCAACUUUAUCCCAGGUCUACAGUAACUUGGCCCUGUGUCCACUGAUGUCUCCCUUCUCCUUCUCUUCCUCCAGGUGUGCAUCUUCAACAACUGGCUGACCAGCAACAUGGCUCAUUACGCUCAAAUCGAAAAAUAA
Coregonus sp. 'balchen' is the source of this 963-nucleotide messenger RNA. The record is from the annotation of a GenBank genome assembly. Lineage: Eukaryota; Metazoa; Chordata; Actinopteri; Salmoniformes; Salmonidae.